GAGGUGGCUGCUGCUGCUGGGCAGAGAGGAGUCGUGCAGGAGCAGCGGCUGCACUCGGACGCCACAUUCCCUCUUUAUGGGGCUGGUGGUGAGGAUGAGCGAGAGCUGACCCUGCCGCGCCGCCGCCUGUGCUGUGAAGUGUCUGCUCCUCCUCCUCCUUCUCUUCCUCCUCCUCCCCGGCCGUGGGUGAACCUGCGCUACGGGCUCUUCACCGACACGGGGGAGGUUGGUUUGUUUGUGCAUUUGUUAAAGGCAAAGAGAGAGAAAGAGAGAUCUUCCACCCGCUGAAGCACAGUUCACUAUGAUCGUACUCGCAUCCAGCACUGGAAGCCGGUUGGAUUUCGUGUCUCAGUCCAGGGUGUUUUUCUUGCAAACCUUCAUUUGGAUUUUAUGUGCUACAGUGUGCAAAGCGGAGCAGUAUUUCAAUGUGGAGGUAUGGUUACAAAAGUAUGGCUACCUUCCACCAACUGACCCCCGAAUGUCGGUGUUGCGCUCUGCAGAAACCAUGCAAUCAGCUAUAGCUGCCAUGCAGCAGUUCUAUGGCAUUAAUAUGACAGGAAAAGUGGACAGGAACACAAUUGACUGGAUGAAGAAACCUCGAUGUGGUGUGCCUGACCAAACAAGAGGCAGCUCCAAAUUUAACAUUCGUCGGAAACGCUAUGCGUUAACAGGACAGAAAUGGCAACACAAACAUAUCACUUACAGCAUAAAGAACGUCACUCCAAAAGUAGGUGAUGCUGAAACUCGUAAAGCCAUUCGCCGUGCCUUUGAUGUGUGGCAGAAUGUAACUCCUCUGACAUUUGAAGAAGUUCCUUAUAUUGAAUUAGAAAAUGGCAAGAGAGACGUGGAUAUUACUAUCAUUUUUGCAUCAGGUUUUCAUGGAGACAGUUCUCCCUUUGAUGGGGAGGGAGGAUUUUUAGCUCAUGCAUAUUUUCCUGGCCCAGGAAUUGGGGGAGACACUCAUUUUGACUCAGAUGAGCCAUGGACUUUGGGAAAUCCCAAUCAUGAUGGAAACGAUCUCUUCCUAGUUGCAGUACAUGAACUCGGUCAUGCUCUGGGCUUGGAGCACUCCAAUGACCCCACUGCAAUCAUGGCUCCAUUUUACCAAUAUAUGGAAACCGACAACUUCAAACUACCUAAUGACGAUUUACAGGGCAUCCAGAAGAUAUACGGUCCACCUGACAGGAUACCACCACCCACCAGACCUCUGCCAACAGUGCCCCCACAUCGUUCAGUCCCUCCAGCAGACCCUCGAAAGAAUGACAGGCAACCUAAACCUCCCCGGCCACCCACUGGUGACAAACCUUCCUACCCCGGAGCCAAGCCCAACAUCUGUGAUGGGAACUUCAACACUCUGGCUAUUCUUCGCCGGGAAAUGUUUGUUUUUAAGGAUCAGUGGUUUUGGCGAGUCAGAAACAACAGGGUGAUGGAUGGAUACCCCAUGCAGAUUACCUACUUCUGGAGGGGACUGCCUCCCAGCAUUGAUGCAGUUUAUGAAAACAGUGAGGGGAAUUUUGUCUUCUUUAAAGGUAACAAGUUCUGGGUUUUCAAGGACACUACUCUCCAACCAGGUUAUCCUCAUGAUUUGAUAACACUUGGAAGUGGAAUUCCUUCUCAUGGCAUUGAUUCAGCAAUUUGGUGGGAAGAUGUUGGAAAAACCUACUUCUUCAAAGGAGAUAGAUACUGGAGGUACAGUGAAGAAAUGAGAUCCAUGGACCCUGGUUAUCCCAAACCAAUCACAAUUUGGAAAGGUAUCCCAGAAUCUCCUCAGGGAGCCUUUGUCCACAAAGAAAAUGGCUUCACAUAUUUCUACAAAGGAAAAGAGUACUGGAAAUUCAAUAACCAGAUGCUCAAGGUGGAACCUGGCUAUCCCAGAUCCAUCCUCAAGGAUUUUAUGGGUUGUGAUGGACCAACAGACCGAGAUAAAGACCGACACAGCCCUCAAGAUGAUGUUGACAUUGUCAUCAAACUGGACAACACAGCCAGCACUGUGAAAGCCAUAGCCAUCGUCAUUCCCUGCAUCCUGGCCUUGUGCCUCCUUGUCUUGGUUUACACUGUGUUCCAGUUCAAAAGGAAAGGAACACCCCGCCACAUACUGUACUGCAAACGCUCUAUGCAAGAGUGGGUGUGAUGUAGGGUUUUGUUUUUUUUUUCUUUCCCUCCCAGGAGUUUGUGAUAACUUGAGAUUCAACACAAGAGCUGUUAUGCAGUUUCCUAGCUAGGAGCGGGCAUCUGUCAGUCUGAAACAGAGCUGAUCUUUGAAACCCAGGGGUUGCCUGUCCUGCGCAUGAGUGGCGAUUCGCUCAGCUGGGAAGCUUCCAUGAUACACAGUAUCUGCUGUUUCUUCAGUCCUUUGUCUUUCUUUGUCAUUCAAUUCUAGGCCUUCCCUCUGCACGAUCAAUGCCCUAUAAACUAUCAGGAUUAACUAACGAAGAGGAAUAAAAAUAUCUCCAAUGUUUCUACAUUUUCCCCUUAAGGCCUGUUCCCCUUUGAAAAAUUUUUUGCUGAAAGUAAAUUUUUUUAGAGAAACACAACAACCAACAAUGGAACUUUCAGGAAAGUGAGAAGACCCAAAACAGCUUCGUCUCCAAAGAGGAUUGCUUUCUGUCUGCUACGGAUAAAGUCCUAUACUCCUACUUCCAGUUUUGUCAGGUGGGAGACUCGGAUGACACGCAGGACUUCAGACUGUUCGGACAGCCAUUUUCCAACAAACAAGGGGCCAAAAUAUCUGCAAUAUAGUAACAGCCUUAAUACAUUCAUUUUGUGGUUUUUACAGCUGCUCUGGGCUAUGUCCUCAAUGUUUUAAACUCAUAUUCAAUACUAUAUUCAAGCAGAACCUUUUUAUUGGUUUGUUUGAUUUCUGGUUGGUUUUCCUACAUUAUCUUUCCCAAGCUGUACCAAGCCAACUACCCCAGGCCUUUUAUAGGUCUGUCAGGAGCACUCAUUCCAAAGAAUGGUAAAAAAGCAGUGUGUCUCUGAAGUGGAUAUCAAUGAACUAAAACAACAGACAUGCUAUUUUAAAACUUGACACUGGUAUUAUAUUGAUGGUGUAACCCUUUGAGAACUACUGCAUCCAGUUUUCAGAGUCUGGUGGAUGUUAGUCUUGAUCAUCAUUAAAUUAUAGAAUUGUGUUUGGGUAUUACAAGUUUCAAAAGAAAAUCAGUUUUUCGAAACAUAUUUCUUGUUAUUGUGUUUUUAAUUAUUUGCAUUAUUGAUAGAAAAUUAUUUGUAACAUGAAUAGAAAACAAAAUAUAUUUCUGGUUGAAGGAACCAAACGUGUUUUAAUAAUUUCUAUCACUUACCAAGAAUUUUUUUCUGAGCUGACAACAAUUUUAUAGCUUAGCCUCUUAUCUUAAGCAUUUUGGAUUUCUGUUUUGAGACUAUGUUGCAUGACAAUUUGAUUUGCCUCUGCAGAGGUAGAGUUACAGUUUCAAAGGAAAACUAAGAAGAUGACUCUGAUAGUGCAUGAGUAUCCUCUGGUGUGUUACCCCUUUGCAUGUUCAUCAUAGUUCUCAAAGGGUUAAAAUUUCUGGCCUUCAGUCAAACAUGGUAUCGACUGACAGAGCCAAGGGACCACCAAAACAUUUUGUCAUUCUGUGUAAUUUGUGCUAACAGCAGUAUUGUCAUUUUCAUGUGACCUGCAGAGCAGGUUUGUAUCAAUAAUUUUUUCCUAGAGAAAAGUCAGCAACUGACAGACCUCUUUAUUGAUUUUAGGAGCUGCUUCUUGCAGUGAUAGGCUUUACAGUCACUGGGCUGUGAACUUAUUAAAGAUGGUCAGAAUGAUGCACCCCAAAAGUCAGACACUUGGUUUUUUAUGAAAGCCAGGUUUUGAGGGGAGUAGCUUUUGCAACAAUGAACAGCUUGCCUUGAACUUGAUUAUUGACCUGUUGACUGUCAUUACCAAGUUAAACAUUGUCUUCUGUGAACAGCUUCACUGUCUGAAUUUCCUUAAAGUGUACUGUCCUAUGUCUUUGACCUUUAACUUGCAAACUGGCACAAACUGAAGGGAAUCUGGUGUUGCAAAUGAAAUGAGUUUUAUUUCUUGAAAGGCCUGAUAGACGUGAUCCAAAAUUUGAGAAAAAAAAAAUUGAAGUGUUUUAGUAGGAGAGAAAUGACAUAGACUAAAAUAUUUAUGAUAGGUCUGUAGAAAGGUAUUUUGCUAUGUAUACAUGCACACUCUAAAAAUGAAUUACAGCAGAAGUUAAUUUUUAUUUAACUUGAAUACAAUUUUCAGUAUAAAAUUAUUAUUUCUACAAAUAUCUAGUUAGUAAUGAAAAGGUUAUAGGAAAGUAUUAAAAUACUUGAAAUGGCCAGUAUGGGCUUUUACAUGAAAUGAGACUUUUAUACUAUGUUCAACCAAUUUCUUACUGGUUUCUUAAUCCACAUAACUGGAUCACUUUUUAGAGAGUGUAGGUAUAUAUACAUAUAUAUUAUGAUUAUUAUUGUUUUGGUAAUGGAUAGCUUGACUGCCUUGAAUUUAUAUUUAUAUUGAGCAUAGCAUGAAAAAUAGUAUGCCUUUUUUUCAAUUACAUGGUUUUAUAUUGAUUUGAGGACUUACGAACAUAUGUGGCAUGCUAGAAAGCAUUGCAAAUUUAUUUCUUAGAGCAUAAACAGAUAUACAUAUGUAUGGUUAACAAAAAUGAAGAUUAGAAGACGACAUAGUUUUACAACAAAUAUGCAAUGCAGAUGGCAUUUUGGAGAUGUUUUGUAGAAGUACUGCAUCCUGUAGGUUAGAAGCGCACCAGUAUCAGCCCAUAGCAUUAUUUAGUAAAUCCAAGUCAGUUGUUGCUGAAAAUAUAUAGAUUUAUUGACAAUUUAGUUGCACAGGAUUUUUGCUGCAGAUCAGCUCAUUUGGUGAAUUUGAAAUUCUAUGCUGUUUGUAAUAUCUAUUAAGAUGUGUGUGUUUGUAUACUUAUAAAAGCACACAAACACACACAUGCACAGACAUGCACAUUUUAAUCCAUUGAGAGAAUGUUAUUGUCAACAAACUACUAAAACUUAUGUUCUGCUAUAGACAGAAUAAAAUUAUUGAUAUUGCUGUUCCAAUUUUUUUCCCUUGGAUAGUUGGAGGAAAAUACUAAAAGAACUACUUAUUCUGUAUUUGCUUUUCCUAUAAAAUAGGAAAUAGAAGAAUUUAUUUUAUAUUUUUUUAAAGUCAAAACAGCAUCUCAUCAGAUUUUUUUAUUCACUUAAAAAUUUCAUUUCAAUUUUGAAAUCUCUUUCAUGGCAGCUUUAAUUUUUUUUCUGCAACCAUUUCCCUGACAGUAAUGAAGUGCUGAGCAUGUUGACUGUUGUUCUUUGAUAAGGUAACAAAAAUAUUUGUGUUUGGAGAAUUUAACUGUAAUUACACAGGAAGGUAAGUGUGAUAAUUCUAGUGCUUGGUAUAUGGUACAUCGUGGUUACACGAAUACAUGAUAAGUUGAUCGUUGAAUCUAUUUUCUUUUACUUAAAAGUGCAUAUAUGCUAUAUACAGAGAGAGGGAGAAAAAAAAUUAUAUUGGCAUGUUUAUGUCAUGCAAAGCAAGAUUGUGUCAACGUUUCUGUUUCACACUCAUGUUUUCAGUAGGUUGUAAUGCAGUCAUAAAGGUUUGCUUUAAGUAAAAGAUGUAGGAGCAUUUGUAUUCACUGUAAUUUCCAAAUACAUACUGUCUACUUUCAAAUUAUAGAAUUUCAGAGUAAAUUAGUGAUGUUGCCUGAUCUAAUUUUGAACUUAAAUUAGUAAAAGUUCUGAGACAAUUUCAUUUAUUUUAAUAGUUGCUUCUCUACAAGGGCCUAUGACUAUCAGAAUUAAGAAAAAGCAAAUUGAAAAUAUUUUCAGUUCUGCAAUCUCGGUUCCUGCACAUGUGCCGUAAUUUUUUAAUAAACAUUUCCAUAUUGCUAUUGUCAUGAUCUGUACUUUGGAACAAUACAAAACUAAAUAUGUGUUGUGUUAAUCAGCUACAGUCUAUCAAGCUGACUACACAAGGUCAUGUAUCUUCAGAGUACUAUGGUCUGUAUGAUGCAGAAGGCCAGAGUAGAUUAUGGCAGUGUUUCUUUUGGCCUUUCACUAUCUAAACCUACGAAAAGGUUAUUGACUGUAGACAAAAUUAAUUUUUAUCAAAAAAAAAAAAUUAAAAAUAUGUAACUGUAUAUUUACUGGAUAGGCUGGGGUGGAGAGACUCAAAUGGCUCCAAAGGAGCCCUUUCAAGUCUCCUGAAUAAAUGUAAUACAUAUUUUAUAUAUUCCUAUGAACUUUUGUUCUUUUUCUUCUUUCAAACUGGGAAAAGGGAGGGGAUAAGUAAAGAAAAAGAUUUUUUAAGGCUAAUUUUGUGAAUUAAAAUAACAUAAGCUAAUACCUCCAAACAUAAGGGGCAGACUUACACUUUUUCUUAAAAGCAUACUUCACAUCCCCAGUUGCUUCAUCAGGUGUCCUGUGCCAUUAGCACUGUGGGUUAAGAACAGAGUAUAAGGCUUAAUUUUUGAAUUUUCAACUUUUUUGGGGGGUCUUACUUUACAAUCUAAAUGUCAGUUAAACGUAGCUUUUGGUACCAAAUUAUAUAGAAUCUAAUUCUCGGCCGUUGGUUAGAAAAAACUGCAUAGCCUAGGAAGUUGGUCUGCCCAUAAGCAAUGGAAGCAUUGAAUUCCUAUUUUUUUUUUAUUUUCUUUUUUUAAAUUCUAUUUUCUUUUCGUUUGGACCAUUGUUACGAUAAAUCUUAAAACACACACAUAGUAAACUGAACAGUGAAUGUUCCAGGCACUGGAUUUUUAAGGAAGUAGAAAUGCAAGCUACCACACCAUUAGCAGCCUACUUUGGAAAGAGCAUGAGAUGACUGGGCGGAGGAGCAAGGAUAUGACUGCAGGGGCUUGCUCUGUCCUGGCUCCCAUAUCUCCUUAAAACAUGGCCUGAGUUUUAUCAGCUAUUGCAAGGUGAAGGAAGCCAUGCGCCAUGGCAGUGGGAGAUGUGAAGCUGCCAUUACAGAACAAUAGCUCCUGGUUUGCCUUUUGUUGUUGUCAAGACCAUCUCUGGACACCCCUGUUUCCAGGAAUACAAGUAGGUGGUUGCAGUCUAUGAGCUAUAAGGGAAAUCAUUACUAUCAGCCAAGGAAAUAAAUGUCACUGGCCACUUAGGUGUCCAGUUAUGCUGUAAAUCAAAUAAUGUAGUCUGGAAGCUGAGGAACAGAUAACCUGUUAUUCAAUACAAUGGUAUAGUUGUGAUACCCCAGCACUGUAAUGUUAGGCAUACUUCCUUAGUUCCUACUACAUAGACUGCAGACAAACAGAGUGGUUCUCAUGAGAUAAGACCAUUUAAACAUAUGUCAGUUACAAAAUCAGGUGUAAAUGAACCAUGUGCUCAUAAAAUUAAUCUGAUAUAUGCAUGUAAUUCAAUGAAUUGUCUACCACUAGUCUCAUGAAAAGUAUGUAAUGUGUGAGUCAAAUCUGUCUAACCCAUUCUUGUGACUUGCCAUCUGAGAUGUCAGAGGCUGAUGGAGAAAGACAUUGUCAUCAGUGCCAUCAAUGCUUAAAAUAUCUGGUAAACAUCAAAAGCUUGCCAUCACUUGUUGCAAACUGGCUCCAUUUGAGGCUUGAUGUAAGGAAGCCUCUAAUGUAAGGCAGCAUAGAUUUUGUAUGAUGUGGAAUUAUUUGAUAUAUGUAUGUAUGGAAGUAGGAAUGCCCAAUAAUAAUCAGAAGAUCAUAUUUUGAGGGAUCGUCAGUGUGUGAGCACAGCAAGCAUCUGUUCCUAAAAUCAAAAUGUAUUUCAAGGAAGGAUGUAGACAGCAUUAAACACAUGCAUUAUAAACCGAUCUUCUUUCCCGGUUUACAUAAGAUUUAGAAUAUCAUCUACAAAUUAUGGUCAGUUAAUUAACAUUUGGAAUUGCAGCUGCCCAUUUUUUCUUUGAAAGAGGAUAUUCUGUGAGUGUGUCCAUAAAGUAUGUUUACUUUCUGGUGAUGUCCUUAAGUAUUACUCUGGUCUACUAACAGUAUAGAUGAAAUAAAUUUUAUAUAUAAAUUAAGAAAGGCUGAUGUAAACUAGCGUGCUAGACAGUUUUCUGUACUUAGAUGUGUAUGCAGCAUAGUGCUACUUGCUGUCACAGUAAAACUUCAUAAAUAAUGAUCAUUACACAUGCCAGACACUUAUGAUGGCAUGAAGCUUUCCAGUCACACAGCUUAGUUUUUUUCCACUUCUGUAGAACACCAUUGUCCAUAGAUUAUUAUUGCUAUUAUAGCUACCACAUAAAACAAGGAUUUCUGAUUAGUUAAUAAUUUCCACCAUAUGAAAUUGAAAUGUCCGUUUUAUAACUAUAACCUUAAUCUUCUUGGAGUGUCAUAUCUUAAUUCAUAGCCUAUCCUGAUAUUUUUUUUUAUUAUUUUAUUUCUCUCUUGCAGUAAAACAUACUGAAUAUUGUCUCCAUCCUGUGGAAUAAUCCUGUUCAUUCUGUGCAAUGCAUGUGUCUUGGAUAAUCCAUUUACCAAUCCAUCAUUACAGGAACUGGCUUUCUGGGUACUGGGAUUAGUAACACAAUGCUGACAUACAGUAACUAAAGUACAUGGUUAGUCCUCAACAAUAUGACAGAGUUUGAGGAGUUUUUAGUGAAGUAUUUUGUUACUUACAUACAGGCAACAGAGCAGUGUAACUCUGCCAAUCAGUGGAUGUCCAUAUGGGUUCACCACUUGCAGGGUUGUGUAUGGAGUCAUAAAAUACUGUUUCUAAUUCAUAUUUCCAUCCUGAUGUGUUGGUAUUCAACACCCCCUUUACAUGCACAUUCAUAGCUUGCAAGGCUGUGCAUAAAUUCAUCUGCCUUGUUGAACCCAAGAGUACCACAUGUCAGCACGUAAUCUCUAUUUAUAAGGUAUAAUAAAUUUGGUUCCCUUGCUAUCAUUUUGCAACCUUAAAGAAGACAAAAUAGGUUUUUCCAUGGUAUCACUUUUUCCAUCCCUUUCCAUAAUGAUGGUUUCUAGUACUCUUUGUCAGUGUUUAAAAUUAGGUUAAAAUAUUAAAUAGAUCUCAGAAAGUACUGAUUUACAACUGAUAAAUUGCAGGCAAAUGCACAGCCUCAUACUUGGGCAUACAGUGAUUGUAAACAGAGAAAAAUAUACUUUAUUUGCUAUGCUUGGCCAUUGCCACAAAAUUGCCAGUGCUCACAUACUGAUCACCUUCAUAUCUUUUGGGGACACUGUGUUGAAGUCAGUUCUGGGCAGUUUGUCUGCUUGGAUAUAAGUAGAAUUAUGUAACUUAGGAAAUGAUACAUGUGAAGACAUGCCUUCAGAAGAUAUCAUCAGCAACCUACAGCUCUGUUUUAAAUGACAAUGACAACUAAAAUUCAUACCUGCAAGGCAUAGCUGCAGCUUAUAUGUACAUGGUUGUGUUUUACCUCAUAUGAUAAAGUACUAUGAAUUCUGGCCAUGCAUCACCAGGCAGAUGAAAACAAUCAAAAAGACCUUUCAGAAUAGCUGUUGUCAAUACUCACAGCUUACAGAAAUAACUGAUAUCAUUAUACUCAAUGUAAUUUUUACCUUGAAUAGGUAUCCAGAAUUGAAGGAAUGUGUGAUGAUGCAAAUACUAUUCCCAACUCUUACUCUAUGUAAUGAAAUAGGUAAAGCAUUAGGAAAAGGAAUGAAAACAUUUUGACUUAUAAGUGUAAGUAUAACACCAAUUUGUCGAAAAGAGAUGGAGACAAGGAUGACUAACACUACUAAAAUUUCACAUAAUCAACAAUAAAAGAGAAGAGACAUUACCAAGAACUUGGUGAUAGCUUGGAAAGUAUUAUUGGCCUCCAACAACAAAGAUAUCUGUUAGGCUGUAGAAAGUCCACUGAAUUCUGUAUUUGGAGUCAUAACCCACCAAAUAGCAGUCAGUCAAAAAGCUUCUCAAUUUAGUUACUCUAAACAUGACUGCAAAUAUAUGUAGUAAUAUAUGCUAAUUAUUUAUCUGGUGCAGUCAAAAUCUUUUGAGAUAGAUUUAGUCAAACUAAUAUUAACCUGAAUCUCUGUUCAAAAACUGGUCACAGUGAAAUGUCCUUCUGUUUGUUCUCAGAAAUUAGAUCCAAGAUGAAGAAUCCAACUGAUUAAAAUACUAUAUGACAAGGAAGUCUUUAACCUCUAUUAGUCUCUAUUACAACCACGUAUCUUUAUUUCCAUGAUAGUCCAGAGGUGUUUGAUAUGACAGAAAUACUUUGAUGGCCAUUGUAUCAUCUAUUUCUGUUUCUAUAUGUAAAUUGAUAAAUACAGUCAAACUUCUGAUUCCCCUGCAUCCCCUUUUCUCACUGCACCUUGGCAUGUUUCCUGACUAUUUAAGGGAAUAUUUAAUUUUAUAUUCUCCUGGAAGGCAAGUAGGAAAUUAUCUGUUCAUUAUAAAAAUAAGUAAAACCAAUUUUGUUGUCUAUCUCAUUUAAUCAUGUACAACUUUUUACAGUUUGUCACUAGGAAAUGCAGCUUGUUGUGUCUACAAUGAAGAGGUAGUACCUUCUUAAAUCUCCUGCAAAUAUUUGAGGAACUUGAUGUCUGUCUUUCACUGAAUUUUGUUCAUUGUCCAGUACUCAACACUGAACUCUAACUUACAGUAGACUAUUGAAGCCUUUGCCAUCCACUGACAUUACCAUCCUUAAUUCUUUAAUGAAAAAGGCAUGGUACAGCCAGGGCUGAUCGUCAUGGAUUCUUUAUUUGCAUCUUGGAACUACUUGAAUUGUCAGAUGUACAAUAGUAUAACACCAUUUUUGGUGCCAGCCAUUACAUACUAUUUGUAUGUAUCGCUUAUGACAGUCUGUGCUAUUUUCAGUGGUUCCAGUUCUCAUCUUUAACCUGUUCUCUUUCUUCUUUGCAUUCUGAUGCUUAUAAUCUUUGUCAUGGAUAUUCAGACAAGAAUUUUAUGGCUGGGCUCCUUCCUCUACCACAAGUCAGUUCAUACACAUGCAUCAAUUACCAUUACCUUACUGCUGUAGCAUAAUAGGCUAGCACUGUUACAUAGCAGAAUGCUUUGCUAUUAUGCACUGUUUUCCAAUUGAUCCUAAUUUUUUGGUAUCACUUAUAAAAAACUCACUCUGUCAUCUGCUACUGUAGUCUUGGAUUCAUUGCCCACUUCAGAUGCAGCUUGAAGAGAAAGGUGCAGGUGUUUGACUUCUGAGGUUUGCUUUAUGUUGUAGGUGUUGCUAUAUGAUCAGAAACUGUUUAAGGGAUGCAAUGUCUUCUCCUUGCCAGUCCUGUGGUAGUAUUGUUAGCAGUUAGAGCAUGUGCAGCUAGUUUUGUCAGUCUGUAGUCAACUAGAGUUUGAUAUGGAUAUAUACAAGAAGGGUACAUUGUUUUCCAAGCUUCAUACACAUCCUUGUUUCUCUUUAUGAAGAAACCUUGUGCACCUUGUGUUCUCUCCAAGUGCUGUAUUCUUGUAUCUAUCAGAACUUGAUUUCUUCCUUACUUCUUUUUGUUGAGUGCUAUUUUAGCAGCUGAUUCCAUUUUCCUUCUUGUUGGCAUUCCUUCAUCCCUGUAUUUCCAACAGAAAUUGUUCUGGCUCCAAUGUGUUAGAUAGAAGCUACUACAGUUGUGGUUGUUCCCACCCAGUGAUUUGCUUAUUUAUCCUCCAUGUCUGAGAAAGAGCAAAUCAACCUUUCAUGCAGAGACAAGGGUGUUUUUGCAGUUGAUAGGAUAUCACUGAAAGUGGUUUUAUUCAUAACAUGACCCUAAAACUCACAUAUUGUUAAACAUCAAAUCUUCAAGCUCUUUAUCUUCAACCACCCAACAGUUGUUCAUUUAAUUUUCGGAGUCUGACAAAUAAGUCAGAAUAUGGAUGUGAUGAUUUCUCUUGUGUGAAAAAUUUCUCAUUUUUAUUCCCUUUUCUCUGCAUAGCUCCAUAUUCAUUUCAUGCCCAUGUUCCGCUUAUUAGUAUGUGUGUUAGUAUCAAAAUAACUGGAGCAUUUAUUUGCUUUCUGCAACUGAAUUUCAUUUUAUUAUUGUUAUUUUAUUUUAUUUUAUUGGCUCACACAGCAUUCUAUACGGUAACCUUUUUAUAACUGACAUAUGUUAUUCCUUCAGGUAGCUUCUACUGACAAACACAAAGCUUGUUUGUGUGCAAAUGCAAGGCUGACUAAAUGGUGCUAAAGUGUAUUAUGACUGUCAGAUAUAAUCAGGCAAAAUUUUGUGGUGCUUAGACUGAUUUUUUCAUUGAUUUUAUUGAUCAAUGCAUUGAACAGUGUUUUAUUAUACACAGGUAGUCUUUUGUUAGUAAACCAAGACCUCAUAGUGCAUUGUUAAACUAAAUGGGUUAAUUAAUCUAUGUAACAGCUCACCAAGCUAAUACUGUUGUGUCAUUAAAGGUCAAGGGGUCAUGAUAAUAAUCUCAUUGCUGUAGACCAUUAACAUGACUGAACAUUUUCAACAAAGUACUUAUGUUUACAAUGCUAUAACCCUUUGACUGCUGCGGCAACCUUUAACCACCGAACGUCACACGCUAGAAUCAUCAUUAUGGUUCUUGCCAUGGCAAUCAAAGAGUUAAGGGCUGUGCAGUGAUUUGUUUUAUAUUUAUUAAUUUAUAUUUAUUUUUUGUUUUCAUUUGAGAAGGGGGGAAUUGGGGUGGGGCAGUUCUUGUCUGCUGUAAGUGUCUUAACCAAGGGAAGGGUUAAAAUGGCUUUUUAUACUAUUGCAUCUUAUGUACUUACCAUUGUUUCAUUGUGUUGUAAUUAAAAAAAAAUCUGUCAAUAAAUAAGACAAGAGAAAAAAAUUUUCAUAAA
Molecule: messenger RNA, 12694 nt
Organism: Catharus ustulatus (Swainson's thrush)
Lineage: Eukaryota; Metazoa; Chordata; Aves; Passeriformes; Turdidae
Gene: MMP16
Product: matrix metallopeptidase 16
Exons: 10
Coding region: 302-2131 (609 amino acids)
Biological process (GO): skeletal system development; extracellular matrix organization; proteolysis
Cellular component (GO): extracellular matrix
Molecular function (GO): metalloendopeptidase activity; zinc ion binding
Source: RefSeq, a predicted model, not a curated record